Messenger RNA from Trichomycterus rosablanca, 856 nucleotides. It is a transcript of the gene ccdc85b, whose product is annotated as coiled-coil domain containing 85B. Gene Ontology annotation, cellular component: nucleus. The coding region runs from base 181 to 783 and encodes 200 amino acids. Gene Ontology annotation, biological process: negative regulation of DNA-templated transcription. The record is from RefSeq and is a predicted model, not a curated record. The transcript has a single exon. NCBI's taxonomy places the organism in Eukaryota, Metazoa, Chordata, Actinopteri, Siluriformes, Trichomycteridae.
CAUGCUGGAAGAGCCUGACAGACAUUAUUUCCACGUGCCUCUUCAAUCUGAACAGAUCCCCACAGUUUCUAGCUGCUCAAAUAUGCAACGCACUGACUGAAUCCUCUGAUUGCACCAUUUCUAUCAGGACAAUCAAAUCUGCAGGUCUACUUUUUUCACCAAAGUACAAGUUUAGCCGACAUGGGGAGCGACGGCGAAACCCUAAACCAAGACCUGGCCAAGAUAUCUGAUGAGGACCUCCUGGCUUGCUCCAAAGAAGAGCUAGUAAGUCGGCUGAGGAGAGAAGAGACGGAGAAGAUGUCAGCCCUCAUCCAGCGUGGACGUCUGAUCAAGGAGGUCAACAAGCAACUUCAGGGACAUCUUCUUGAAAUCAGGGAGCUCAAAGCCAUCAACCAGAGGCUUCAGGAGGAGAAUCAGGAGCUGCGUGACUUGUGCUGCUUUCUGGACGACGACAGGCUAAAGGUAAAAAAGCUGGCACGCGAGUGGCAGCUCUUUGGCCACCAUGCCGCCAAAGUGAUGCGUGAUGACCUAGGUGGCUACCUGAAGAAGCUGGGGGAUCUGGAGCACCUGCAGGACGGCCUGGUCAAAGAGAACCUGGACUUGAAGGAGCUGUGUCUGGUGCUCGAGGAGGAGUGUGUGAGCAGGAGUGACUCCAGCCCAGGAGGAUCAACCGAGCUUAACUUGCCAUGCAUGGUGACCCGAGAUCUGGGAGAUGGAAGCUCAAGCACAGGCAGCGUGGGCAGCCCGGAUCAGCUCCAUCUGGUGUGCUCACCAGAUGACUGAGAAGAGGAAAGGGAUAACGGCUCUCAUCUUCACUCCCUCGUUCAGAGUGGCGGAAUGGCCUGAAUGAAGUGGU